UUUUAUGUUCUUCUUUCUCUAUUCCUGAAAAAAAUGAACCAAAUUAAUGUAAUAAAUCAGUAAUAUUUUUCGGUUUCUAUUGAUUUGGUGUUAUUACAUGACAUGAUUAUUAGGAAUCUAUAGAUUUUGAAGUUUAUAAUGAGCUUCUACAGAGAUUUCAAGCGCAGAUACUUUACAAUAACUUUUCUUCAGUGUGUCUCAGAUUGAUAUAACAAUUCACCUCCUGUACUACAUUUUGUUAAUAAAAUUCUUGAAGAAUUUCCUCUUCCCUUCUUUUAAAAAAUUGAUUAUAUGUAAAGGCAGAUUCUCCAGGGGAAAAACUUUAUGAUUUUCUGCAGUGAGAGUUCAGUGCAUAAUUAAUGAACAGAUUAAAUCUUGGACUGUUCUUGAGCAUUUUUCCACAGAUUUUAAGGGUAGCAUAAGCAAGUUGGAUACAUGGGAAUGGUGCUUACCUAUAAAAAGUUACACGGUUUUAUAUUGGCCUGUAGAUAGUAUCCAGACAGAUAAAUCCUUGCAAACUACAUUGACUCUUAACUCUUAACCUGUUUUUUCUUUUUUUUUUCCAACAAGUCUCCUCAGUUUGUAUUCAGUAUCUAUGUACAUAAGUUAUUUAAAUAAUAAGUUGCUCCAGAGAUCCAUAAUGUAAACUCCAUUUUACUAAGUCAGUUGUGAUAGGCAAAAGCCUCAUGAGCCACUGCUAAUCUUUAAAACAGAAUUGGGAAACUCUCAAGUGAAAACAGAGCAAACAGAUGAGUGAAACACGUUUAUUAAUUUGUGAGCCACGUCAUAGCUUCCUGUUUAUGAUAAUGAAUGAUCAUGUCAUUCCACUCAGCUGCAAGAUGCCCCCAAAGUUCUAUAUAGAUCACAUGAAUUAUCCUGGCUUAGCUGGUUUGUACAAGAGCAGCCAAUUUUUCAGAAUCAUGUGAGUAACACUAAGACAAACACUGGUUGACUAAGAAAAACUUCUAAAUCCUUCAGGUCAGUGAUUAGUCUUCCAGUUUUGACUCAGAGUUCAAAGAAGUGGCAUGUGAAUAAAUAUUAUAGGAGAAAUGGAACAAUUACUGGAAUUCAUAUGACUGGCUGCAAUCACAGGAAUUAAAGACAUUUAUUUUUCCUUUAAAAUGCAGAAUUUGAAAAACAUUCUUUUUUCUUCUCUCCUCAUACUUCUACAGCACAUAUCCCACAUCACAAGCACGCUAAUACCGGCCAAUUAAUGUAUUCUAUUUUCUACUCAACAUACAUCCCUGCUACAGUUUUUGGAGUGGUAUCUACUGUCCUAACACUGAACUCUUGUGCUGUUGUUGACUCUUCGCUGGCUACCAUAAUAGGUUUAAGACACUUUUUUGGGGAAAAAAAAUAGCAAUGAUAAAUUCAGUUUUUCUGGUUUCAAGCAAACAAGUUUUUUGACUUAUCUCUCACUCACAUGAAUUUCUAAUAAUUUCUCUAUUCAGAAAACAAAGCCCCAGGGAGGUAGGGAGAGUGAGAGAUUGCUCAUGUUCUCCCUUCUCUCCCCACAGUUGCAAUAUCUGUUAAUUAAAUGUUGCGGCAGAUGCAUCAAAUUAACUCUCUAGGAUAAGGAUGAAGAUACUGCCUCUUUCUUCACUUGAAAUAAGGGUAAAUUUCACUCCUUGUAGUGAAGUCUACUCAUGUGCUGCUAUGUCCAACCAGGGAUGUCUAGUGCUGAGACAAAGCCCCAGAUAAAAGCCAAGAGUCAGGGCACUGGAGACUGCACCACACUGAAGAAAACCCCCUGUAUUUUGAAAGGGGGUGAAACCUACCCAUGAUCAUCUUUCUUAGUCUUGUGUUUUCACAGAGUAACUAUGAGGAACAUGAAUGCCAAAGAGAUUCUACCUAUUAUUCCUUGGAAAUCCUAUGGACACCUUCUCCAUCAGGAAACUACAGUUCUAGUCAUGACAAAAUCAAAACGUGUAAUUUGAAUCAUAAUCUCCUUUUUAGUCUUGCAUUUGGCUCAGAUUUUUAGGUAUUCAAGCAGAAAUAUGGUUUUCUUGGGCAACAACAGUGCUUAUGUAUAUCUUCCUACCUGAAUUAGACCCUCACCUUUUCUGGGCAAGGGAGAUUUCUUUCUCAUGUGUUUCUGCAGUACCAAUCACACUGCCAGCGGUCAAUAAAUUAUUCUAAUGAUAUCUGUGCAAAUAACAAUUGACUAUCUUUUAUUCAAAUAGCUUGAACUUAGUUGAUACUUUCCAGUAUUUAUAGCAGCAAUUGGAAGAGCCCCUUAACACUGAUCCAUUAUCUUUACUUUUAACUAGAGAAGCCCUGAAGAUUCUGAAUCUGCUGAAGUUCCUCCGGAGAGCAAGACAAUCAGCAAAAAAAGUUAGUAAGAAAAUCAGCCUGUUAGCAAUAAUGGUUCUGGUGGGUGACAGUCUUCACAAUUUUGCUGAUGGCCUGGUAAUAGGAGCAGCAUUCUCAUCCUCAACAGAAACAGGUGUGACAACGACUGUUGCUAUUUUAUGCCAUGAAAUUCCUCAUGAAAUGGGAGAUUUUGCUGUGCUGCUAAGUACAGGGCUCCCCACGAAGAUUGCAAUUCUGAUGAAUUUUAUAAGUGCACUGACAGCAUUCUUAGGACUUUAUAUUGGCCUUUCUCUAUCAACUGACCCAUCCAUUCAAAACUGGAUUUUUACUGUUACAGCUGGAAUGUUCUUGUAUUUAUCUUUAGCAGAAAUGCUUCCUGAAAUGACUCAUAUUCAGACGCGGCGACCCUGGUUGAUGUUUCUCCUACAGAACCUUGGAUUACUAUUAGGCUGGCUUUGCCUCUUACUUUUGGCUAUUUAUGAACAGAAAAUUAAAAUAUAAGUUUUCUGUUGGAAAUCUUGAAGUACCACUUAUGACAGUGGAUAGCAUUAUUCAUAAUUUUAUCAUAUCUGCUAUAGUGAUAUAUAAAUUAAGUUGCUGGGAUUUUAUAUCUGAACAGUAGAUAACUAUUUUACUUUAUUAACUUAUUGUUCAGAUUUUGUAAUUAUUUUUUUUGUGAACAUGAAUGUUUAGAAUUAUGUUUUAUUUGUUACUGAGUUUACCAGAUCCCAUGCUCAAACUCACAGGAGCUUUUGAUUAGUUUUUAUUGAGACCAUUCUAGUUGAAUGCUCUAAAUGAUCUCUGCCAGUCUGAUUUGAAGAAAAGAAUAAAAAACUUUUAUAUGCAAUGAUUAAAAUGGACUAACCAUAGUUGAAUAUUUUGGAUAAGAAAUGUUUUUCUGCCUCUUAGUACAAAAAAUUAAAGUAUUUCUAUAAAUCUAAAAAGCAUAGGGAAACUAGACUGCUAAAUGGCAUGUACCAAUCUUAUAAUAUCUGCACUGUCUACUUUGUCAACAUAAAUAUCCUCAGCAGUCAUAUCUUACUGGUCCACUGUGGCAGGAAAAAAAAUGACAAGCGUAAAAGUUUAUGAUGUAGAAAUCUUUUCAAACUGCAAUACAGUUUCUCAUACAUGUGAUGGAACCUAUGACAGUCAAGCACUGAACUAACUGCCUUUUGCAUUAUCUCACCCCUGAUGGUUGCUCAUAGCAAAUGCUUAUGAAGGAUUAUAAGAACUAUGUUUAAUUGUUUUUCACUGAUAUCCCUUCCAAGCUCCUCAAAUGAAGGAAUUCCUUGAGCCAAAUGUUGCUUCUGAGACAUCACAUUUAAUAAACACCAGUAGUGCCUUCCUGUCA
Messenger RNA from Neopelma chrysocephalum (saffron-crested tyrant-manakin), 3664 nucleotides. RefSeq names its product solute carrier family 39 member 12 (gene SLC39A12). The transcript has 4 exons. Bases 2365 to 2814 code for a protein of 149 amino acids. The record is from RefSeq and is a predicted model, not a curated record. Lineage: Eukaryota; Metazoa; Chordata; Aves; Passeriformes; Pipridae. Gene Ontology annotation, biological process: intracellular zinc ion homeostasis; zinc ion import across plasma membrane. Gene Ontology annotation, molecular function: zinc ion transmembrane transporter activity. Gene Ontology annotation, cellular component: membrane.